Messenger RNA from Ochotona princeps (American pika), 1596 nucleotides. It is a transcript of the gene G6PC1, whose product is annotated as glucose-6-phosphatase catalytic subunit 1. Gene Ontology annotation, cellular component: membrane. The coding region runs from base 69 to 1142 and encodes 357 amino acids. Gene Ontology annotation, molecular function: glucose-6-phosphatase activity. Lineage: Eukaryota; Metazoa; Chordata; Mammalia; Lagomorpha; Ochotonidae. Gene Ontology annotation, biological process: glucose 6-phosphate metabolic process; gluconeogenesis. The record is from RefSeq and is a predicted model, not a curated record. The transcript is spliced from 5 exons.
AUCACCACCAAGCCCGGAGCACCUGCAAGGGCUCUGCCAGUGGCUUCCUGGGUGCCGAGGGACUGGGGAUGGAAGAGGGAAUGGAUGCUCUCCACGACUUUGGGAUCCAGUCCACGCGCUAUCUGCAGGUGAAUUACCAGAACUCCCAGGACUGGUUCAUCUUGGUGUCCGUCAUCGCUGACCUCAGGAACGCUUUCUAUGUCCUCUUUCCCAUCUGGUUCCAUCUGCGAGAAGCUGUGGGCAUCAAACUCCUAUGGGUGGCUGUGAUCGGAGACUGGCUCAACCUUGUCUUUAAGUGGAUUCUGUUUGGCCAGCGGCCAUACUGGUGGGUCCUGGACACCGACUACUACAGCAACACCUCAGUGCCGCUGAUAAAGCAGUUCCCUGUCACCUGCGAGACUGGCCCAGGGAGUCCCUCUGGCCAUGCCAUGGGUGCAGCAGGUGUGUACUACGUAAUGGUCACAUCCAUCCUCUCCAUCUUUCGGGGGAAGAAAAAGCUGACCUACAAGUUUCGGUUGCUGAGCAUCGUGCUGUGGCUGGCCUUCUGGGCUGUGCAGCUGAAUGUCUGUCUCUCGCGGAUCUACCUCGCUGCUCACUUUCCCCACCAGGUUGUGGCCGGAGUCUUGUCAGGCAUCGCCGUGGCGGAGACAUUCUGCCACAUCCAGAGCAUCUACAAUGCCAGCCUCAAGAAAUAUUUUCUCAUCACCUUCUUCCUGUUCAGCUUCGCCGUCGGUUUUUAUCUGCUGCUAAAGGGGCUGGGCGUGGACCUGCUAUGGACCCUGGAGAAGGCCAAGCGCUGGUGUGAAAGGCCCGAGUGGGUGCACAUCGAUACCACGCCCUUUGCCAGCCUGCUCAAGAACCUGGGCACCCUCUUUGGCCUGGGGCUGGCUCUCAACUCACGCAUGUACAGGGAGAGCUGCAAGGGCAAACUCAGCAAGCGGCUGCCCUUCCGCCUCAGCUGCAUCGUGACCUCUCUCGUCCUGCUGCACCUGUUUGACUCUCUGAAGCCCCCUUCCCAAGUGGAGCUGAUCUUCUACGCUCUGUCCUUCUGCAAGAGUGCCAUCGUGCCCUUGGCCUCUGUCAGCCUCAUCCCCUACUGCCUCGCCCGGGCCCUGGGCCAGACACACAAGAAGUCUUUGUGAGAGGUGCAGAGUACAUAAAGCCCGUGAUUGUGCCGAAGCCUGAGGGAGCAUCCAGGUCUUCCGCCAGCCCACCUGGAGGCCAGAGGGGUUCAAAGUCAGCUCCAGUGCCCUCCCUCCUUUUGCCAUGCUGCUCAUCUGGGGAUGAGGCUUUUGGCAAAGCUCACAAGGUUAUUUGAGAAUGCCUUGACAACCGGAAGUUGGGUCAUUCUGGAUUUCUCCCCGAGACCUACUUCCUUGUGGUUCUUCCGACAGACACGCAGGACAGUAAGACACUUCCAAGCAGGGAUGCUCACACAUCUUGGCUGGACAUCCCAGCAGAGAUUUUUCUACCCUUGCUCAUCCUGAUCAAGUCAAAGAGAGAGCAAAUUUGAUAGGAAGAGACAGCAGGAUAGAAGAAGAGUUGUCAGGAUCUUAUAUGUUAUGCAAAUUAUAUGCCAAACAACGUGGCUCAAAC